AUGCCUACAAGAACGUCAACAACGCGCUCCGCCCGGCCCUCUUCGGCUGGCGGCCGCAAACGCUCAAAUUCGGCGUUAGGUGGGCGAGUCCCCUCCAUCUCUCGUGCCUCACCAACCCCCGCCGCCGCGUUUGUCGACACACCGGACAAUCGUUUGAGGCUGAAGAUAAGCCCAGUAUUUCGUGAUGCUCAGCGCAACACUGCGACGCAUCGAAAGCUGGCCGUCACCCUCCGAAAGAUCCACGAGACAUGCUGCUACGAGACACCCGACCAAAUGACAACUGCCGAUAGCGAUUUCGACGAGAAGAAUUUUAAUACCGAGUUUAUUCGAUGUGUCUUAAAGGUUAUGCCGGUCAAAAAAACUGAGGGAGUCGGAGAGAAAUCAAUCCGUUUUAUUGGGUUCUACCUACGACACUCUAAUGAUAAAGACACCGAGCUUUUAGGCGACAUGGCCAAUGAUGCUAGCAAUAUGCCAGAGACACCAAGCACACGAUUGGUGUCGGAGUUGAUGGAUGCCGUUGUUCCUCUCAUGAUUGCAAAAGACAAAUUUGUCCGCUACCGAUCAACACAACUGCUGGCACAGAUUGUCAACUCUCUGGACGCGCUUGAUGAUAACCUGUUUCAAUCGCUCCGCCACGCGCUUUUGAAGAGAAUUCGCGACAAGGAGGCUAUGGUCCGUGUUCAGGCAGUUCUUGGGCUUGGUCGCCUCGCUGGCAACCAAAGCGAUGGCUUUACAAACUCGGACGACAGUGAUGCAGACCAGGAAUCUGGCUUGCUUGAGAAGCUCCUCCAGGUCUUACAAAAUGACCCGAGUGCUGAUGUUCGUCGAUCGCUACUGGUCAAUCUCCCAAUACUCCCGAAUACUCUUCCAUACUUGCUUGAGCGUGCUCGGGACCAAGACGCUGCGACGCGUAGGGCUGUCUACUCGCGCUUGCUUCCUGCACUCGGAGAUUUUCGCCAUUUGUCUCUCUCUAUGCGAGAAAAGCUUCUGCGUUGGGGUCUUCGAGAUAGAGACGAAAAUGUUCGCAAAGCUGCGGGGAGGCUCUUCAGAGACCGAUGGAUUGAAGAUUGUGCAGGGUCCGCCCAGCUGGAGAGUCCCACCCCCAGCUUCGAUGGGUUGCUCGAGCUCCUUGAGAGAGUCGACGUUAUCAACUCGGGCGUUGAGAACGGCGUCGCACUCGAAGCGAUGUCUGGCUUCUGGGAUGGCCGGCCUGAUUACCGCGAGGCCGUCAACUUUGACGAUGCAUUCUGGGAAACCCUCAGCGCUGAAUCUGCCUUCCUUGCUCGCAGCUUCAACGACUUUUGCCGAAAGGAGGGUAACGGAAAAUACGAGUCGCUGGUCGAAGAGAAACUCCCCGAAGUCACCAAGGUUGCCUACUUCCUUGAGCGUUACCUAAAUGCCCUGAUAGAGACGCUGCGCCGAGCCGAACAAGACGCUGCUGAGGAGGAAGACGAAGCCGCGGUUGUGGAGCAAGAGUUUAUCGCUGAACAGUUGCUUCAUAUCGCACUAACUCUUGACUAUUCUGAUGAAGUAGGUCGACGUAAGAUGUUCACCUUGCUCCGCCAAGCUUUGGCUAUUCCUGAACUGCCCGACGAGGUGACCAAGCUCACUAUCGAGACGCUGCACUAUAUUUGUUCUCCUGAUUCCUCAGGGGAGCGCGAAUUCUGCAGUAUUGUUCUUGAAUCAGUUGCCGAUGUUCACGACACCAUUUUGGACGAUCUUCCCACCGAUGAUGUGGACGAUAGCUUCCAUUCCGCUCGGUCCGAGGUCAGCAGCGUGAGUAUGUCAUCUGGUGGCAAAGGCCGUGUAAAGGAAUUGAGUGAAGAAGAUGCUCGUGCCAAGGCAGUUAAGGAGAUUGUCAUCAACAUGAAGUGUCUACACAUUGUUCAAUGCAUGCUCAGCCAUAUUUCGGGCAAUCUCAAGGACAAUGCUGACCUGGUCGCCAUGCUUAACAACUUGGUUGUUCCGGCGGUGCGAAGCCACGAGGCACCUGUUCGGGAGCGUGGCCUGGUCUGCCUGGGUCUCUGUGCCCUGCAGGACCGCUCUCUGGCCGAAGAGAACUUGAACCUCUUCAUUCACUUCUUUAGCAAGGGACACUCGGCCCUCCAAGUGACCUCGCUGCAUAUUCUCACUGAUAUUCUCAACGUCCACGGCGCGCAUUUGUUCUCCUCCACACCGGCACUACUCAAGGUGUAUGUCAAGGCUGUGAAAAGUGGCUCCAGGGCACCGGAAGUACAAGCCGCUGCUGUCAUGGCAGUUUCUAAACUUCUGCUUGGCCGCGUUGUUAGCGAUGAAGAGGCAUGCCAGGAGCUCCUCAAGUCGCUUGUCGUCGCUUAUUUUGACCCGACGUCAGCAGGAAACCAGACGGUCCGCCAGGCUCUGAACUACUUUUUACCCGUCUUUUGCUAUUCUAGAGCGACCAACCAGGAGCUGAUGCGCAGCAUUGCUCUUCCUGCACUCCACACCCUGCUCAACGUGCGCGAAGGCUUAGAGGACGAUGAUGAAGCCGACAUUGAGGAAGACAUGGUCAGCAUGCCCGCAAUCGGCGCUUGCCUUGUUGACUGGACGGACCCUCGCAGGGUCUACAGCCCUACCAGUCUGCUUGAACCAGAGAAAAGGAGCAUCAAUGGUGAUGUUCACCUAGAUCUGGCUCUUGAUAUCAUGGACAGAUUGCACAGCAAUGUUGCCAAAGAAGAGAAGAAGCUCGUCGCUGGUCUCCUUGGCAAACUGUACAUUUCGUCCGGCUCCUCCGAGGAUAAGCUUCGGGAGACAUACGGAGAGGUCUGCAUUGCCUUAGAAGAGGGUGUCGUGGCAGACUCGCCGAGCAAGAAUGCAUUAUACAAGAUCCACGUUAGCCUGGGCAAGAUUGUCAAUGCGCUUGAUGAGCAGCAGCCCCAACGAAGCAGCCGGAGUGCCUCGGCCAUACCAGAGCCACGACACUCCGAGGGAAAGGCCACCUCCGAAGAGCCCGUCAUCAAGGAAGAGGAUGAGGACAGCGAUAAUACCGUUAUUGCUAAGACUAGCCGAGCCACAUCAUCUCAUCUUGAGGCUUCCGACGAGGAAAAGUGA
This is a messenger RNA of Cordyceps militaris CM01, 3069 nucleotides long. RefSeq names its product nuclear condensin complex subunit 3, putative. The record is from RefSeq and is a predicted model, not a curated record. The transcript has 2 exons. Gene Ontology annotation, biological process: mitotic chromosome condensation. Gene Ontology annotation, cellular component: condensin complex; condensed chromosome. Lineage: Eukaryota; Fungi; Ascomycota; Sordariomycetes; Hypocreales; Cordycipitaceae. The coding region runs from base 1 to 3069 and encodes 1022 amino acids.